UCCAAUAGCAAGGAAGGAGGCGGGACUUCAAUAUCUUCUCGGAGAGAGGUUCGUGGACAUCUGCGCUUGGUUGGUCCUGAAAAUAUGUAUCGGCUUCGGGCAUCUCAGUACAAUCUACCUGCUGCAAUCGUUCGUGUCUUCGAUUAAAAAAACGCCUAGCCGUUAUGUAAACAUAUGCACCGAAGCCAUCGACCAGUGAUAACGAACAGCUUUAGAUUACUUAUCUUUUAGGCGUGUACUGUACCGUAAUGGAUAAGGAAAAUGUAGCUAUCUAGCCAAAUUGCUAACACAGAGGACCCAACACCAAACCUUCGUAUGGAGAUUAAAACGGUUAUCAUCAAUCUAAUCUUUCAACGGGGGACAUUCAACCGUUUUGGGAUUUAUUCACUCAAGGAGCCGGUGUGAAUCCACACAGCUACAGGAGCUGUGUCCCAGCAGACGUCUAGAGGCCGUGCCAGACGUAUCUGACUACAGAGAGGACGAUCACCAGUGACACGCCAGCGGGGGGUGGAGAGAGAGACCGUGCCUGUUGGAAAACCUGUUGGAUAUUUUAUUACAGAUUAUCACACUGCUCUCCUAAACGCCACUCUCCCCCUUUACACACACACACACAGAAUCACACACACUCCUCUAGAAGUAGCCCUAGAGAGUCACAUAAACGUCUCGCAGUCACUCAGACACGCCCGCCGAGACCCAGAGUUGCUUCCCAGGGGUCGUAGUGGGAGGGUGUGCCCCCCCCCCCUCUCGGUGCACUCCGCUGGGGGACGGAAGUAGAGGAAUGGCCCUGGGGGAAUGGGAAUGGCUGGCUGGCUGCCUCGCUCAGUGAGACGGCGGCUUAUGUAACUAACGGCCCUCCUCAUCGUCCUCUCCUUGGCUAGCUAACGCAGCUGGGCCUUGGAUGUCCACAGGCACUGGGGAGGAGCUCUUCAUCAAUCUCCACUAGGGACAUCCAGCUUCUAAUUUUCAGGCCCUUCCUCUCUGGGUUCAACUUCACAUUGUUUUAGUUUUUUUCUAUCCUUUUUUUUGUUUGUUUUUCUUUAACCAUUUUCCAGGAGGGUCUUUCAGGGUGUUUCGGAUAUGUGCCCCCUCACGGACUCCUACAGGUUACAGGGACACACACCAUUUGGCCUGUGUACACGUCUUCUUCCACCCACACCUGUAGCAGGUGGGAUCGACCUCUGAGACCUCCCGCUUGUCUCCCGUUGGCUCAGGGAUGCCCCGACCAGGAAGACCAACGUCUGAGCGUCCGCCUACGAGCACAUUGGCGUUGUGAAAAUGCUGUUUGGACUGAAGGGACAGCCAUUUUUAUUUAGUGAGGAAACUAGCGGACUUCCAGAGCAACUACAGGACUGCCUGAUAUCAGUCUCCGCUGAUUUUUCCGCUCUUGUUUUGAUGUCGUUUUGUUUUUCCCAUCUCAUCUGAGGAUUGAGCCAACCAGGGAGCAAAAUACACAGAGACAAGAAUCCCACUUGGACACAAUCAAAGACCAUUUUGGUCUCCUUUUCUUUCUCUCUCUCUCUCUCUCCCUCUCCCUCUCCCUCUCCCUCUCUCUCUCUCUUUCUCUUUCUCCCUCUCUCUCUCUCUCUCUCUCUCUCUCUUUCUCUCCCCUCCCCCCUUUGUUUACCAGUUUACACAGUAGACCAGGUACAGUGAGUGAUACCUUUUCUAUCGAGGCAGAAAAUAAACUGCUAUGUUGCGAUCUUUUUACGUCUUGACCCGCAUCGAAUCAAAAACCUUGCAAUCAAUCUCUACCUCUCGAUCGCUACAUCCUCCUUUUUAAAACAUCUGUGUCAGAACCACAUUCAUACUCAGUCGGUCACAGACAAGAGUAGCGUACAGACGGAACGGUACAAUCUGCAGACAGGAAGCAAUCCGUCAUCUUCGUCUGGAAGGGGAGAAGGUUAUUGGGUCUGAAUGUCAUUGAACUGAACCAGAGGUCGUGAAAAUAUUAAGUUAUUGAUCCGGGCUUUCGUUGAACAGGGAAUGAAUAGCAGGCCAACCAAAGCGAUCUGCCUCAUCCUCUGUACCUAACUGACCUUUUGACCCCUCAAAGUUGAGUAGUUGUUUAAAAAAAAAAAAACGUUUGAGUCUAGAUGAGAGUGAGAUUGUAAUGAAUAAAAAGGAAAUGUACGUUUUUAAAACGGCUUCACCAAAUCAUAUACAUUAUGCUUUACUGAGACAUCCUACUUCUUUUCUUUAGAAAAGGGAGGGUCCAAGAUUUUUCUAAACCCCACCUGAAACGAUCAAGCCAUAUCACAGCUUUUCAAUUUUUUUUUUAUUGCACAGUUUUAUUUUUGUAUCGUACAAUCACUAAGCCUUCAAUUAAGUUAUUUACCUCUCGCACGCGCACAUUUCUUGAUAUUCCUUUUAAAAACGUCAAGAUAUUUACCCAAAUCCACUGUAAGGAACCAUUUUUAAAGACUAAAGAGAAGAAACCAAGCAAUUUAAAAGCAUCAGCCUUGAGAUUGACCCACAAUUGAGCAGAGCUUGUCGUUGUCGUCCUCCUGUAUGAAGCCAGUACUUCAAGCAUAGAGCGGCAACGCCUCAAUCUUACGAGAACACGUCUUUUUUAAAUAGCGGCUCUUGUUUAGCUUCAUGUUCCAGUCCACUUUUAUGUUGACCUGUGUGUUGAAACAAAAGUCCUUCUAGUGGAGUUUCUUUAAGCCUUUAGCUGUCAGAGUCCAACUCAAUCAACCCCUCCCCCUCUAUCUCUGUCUUAUCUCCCCCCUUUCAAAUACCCUCUGUCUUAUCUUAACCCCUCUCAGAUGAGGCCGAAGGUCAAGUUGAAUAGAUGCCCGACAACUUUAAGCAAAGGGACAGAGUUGUUUCAUGAGCACGCGGUUUAGGGAGGGCCGGUCUAUCUCCCUUUCUCUUCAUCCCCCUCUUUCCGGUGAACAUGCAGAGACGUGGGUCUUCUCUCGUCCUGGUCCGAUUGAGAAGGGGACUCCUCUACCUCCCUCUCUAACCCCUUCAAUCCCUCUCCCUCUCUCUCUCUCUGUGCCCUUUCUCUUAAUCUCUCCCUCCCUCUUUAUCUAUAAUCCAUCCCUCCAUCCACACACCCCAGACAAAUCCCCCUCCCUCCCUCACUGGGUAUUCCCAUCCCCUCUCCCCCUGUGUGAUGCCGGGCAGCAGUAAGAGUGGAGGUGUGGGUGGCCUCCCCUCGCCCCCCCACACCGCCUCCCCGUCCCGGCCACUUCGCCCGUCCCGCUACGUGCCCGUGUCGGCGGCGACAGCCUUCCUGGUGGGGUCCACCACGCUCUUCUUCUGCUUCACGUGUCCAUGGCUGUCGGAGCAGUUCUCGGUUGCCGUGCCGAUCUACAACGGUGUCGUCUUCCUGUUCGUCCUUGCCAACUUCUGCAUGGCCACCUUCAUGGACCCGGGCAUCUUCCCCAGAGCGGAUGAGGAUGAGGACAAGGAGGAUGAUUUCCGCGCUCCGCUUUAUAAGACGGUGGAGAUCCGAGGCAUCCAGGUCAGGAUGAAAUGGUGUUCCACCUGCCGCUUCUACAGACCUCCCCGCUGCUCACACUGCUCUGUGUGUGACAACUGCGUGGAGGACUUUGACCACCACUGCCCGUGGGUGAACAACUGUAUCGGACGGAGGAACUACCGCUACUUCUUCCUGUUCCUGCUGUCCCUGACGGUCCACAUCAUGGGAGUGUUUGGCUUCGGCCUGCUCUACAUCCUCUACCACACACAGCAGCUGGACAGGGUCCACUCUGCCGUCACUAUGGCAGUGAUGUGUGUGGCUGGUCUCUUCUUCAUCCCGGUGGCUGGUCUCACUGGCUUCCACAUGGUACUGGUGGCGGGACGGACCACCAACGAACAGGUGACGGGGAAGUUUAGGGGAGGAGUGAACCCUUUCACUAAUGGCUGUUGGAAGAACGUUUCUCACGUGCUCUGCAGCUCACAAGCGCCCAGGUACCUGGGGAGGAAGAGGAAGCCUCACAGUGUGGUUGUCCAGCCUCCGUUCCUCCGGCCACAGCUCACUGACACCCAGCUGGCCGCCAAGGUCCUCGACAACGGUAUCCACGGAGACCUCCACCGGUCUAAGAGUAGUCUGGAGAUGAUGGAGAGUCAGUCAUGCGAUGCGGAGCCCCCUCCUCCUCCCAAACCGGAGCUCAGGUACCCCGCCCUGUCCAGAGGCCACCAGGGACAACACACAGAGGAGAGUAGUCUUCUGAACAAAGCCCCGCCCACACCCACCAUGUAUAAAUACAGGCCGACCUAUAGCAGUCCAGGAAAGAACCACACUGCCCUUACCCAUGCCUACGCCAACCAGAUGAGUCGAGGGGACAGUCUAAAGGAGUCGUCUUCUCUGCUCCAGUCCAGCCAGCAGCCUGGCUUCCGCUCUGAACCCAGCCUGGAUGGGAGAGAGGCCCCAGGGGAGAGAGGGGGAGGAGGAUUGGGAGGAGGUGGAGACAGACCUGGAGGAGGGGGGGCACCAGGGUCAGGGGGUGGCGGUAUCCCCGGUUACUCUCUAGGGGGACGUUCCUACCCCUCCUUUUCAGACCCAACGGUUCUAUCCUCCGGUGGAGGGGGAGGUGCUUCCCAUUCUUCCAGCGUGCGUUCUGGCUCCGCCCACAACGCGACGCAUGUCUCCGAGGCAACGACCUCCACGAGCUACAAAAGCCUGGCCAAUCAGACGCCUCCUCCGCGCAAUGGCAGCCUAUCGUACGACAGCCUGCUCACGCCCUCCGAGAGCCCCGACUUUGAGUCGGCCGCACCCGACAUGUCGCCCGGGCACCACCGUACCCCGGCACCACCCCCCAUCCUGGGGUACUCCUCCCCCUACCUGUCGGCCCAGCUCAGCCAGCAGAGAGACGCAGAGCUCCACCAGCCCUCCGCCUCCUCCGUAGCCCUCCUCUCCUCCCCACACCGCGCCCACUAUCUCCAGGAAUCGCAUCCCCAUUCCCACCACUCUCAGCCCCCUCCCUCCUCCGCGGCCCCCCAGCCCCCACACCCACACCACCACCAUCACCACCACCACCACCACCACAGCAGCCACAGCUCCAGACCCCCCCGCUUCUCCCGGCCCCCGCUCCUGUCCGACUCUGCCGCCCCCCACCACUACCCGUACCGCACCCGGUCCACGGACACCCCCCUGGCCCCCUCCACGCACCCCCCGCGCUCCCCCCACCCCCCGCCGCUGGGGAAGUCUCUGUCGUACUCUUCGGCGGCGGCGGCGGAGAUGCAGUACCGGAUGGUGCGCAAGGCGUCGGCCUCGGCCGGAGGGGGAGGGGCGGGAGGGGGGAUCCAUGCACCUAAGGACGAGAUUCAGAUGAAGUUGCUCAGCCGGACGAACGGGCAGCCCAGGUCCUCCAUUUCCUCCUCAGGCUCCACCCCUUCCUCCCCCUCUCACCCAAUCAGCAUGUCCACUCGCCCCGGACAGGCCUAUCCCAGCCCUGGAAACACCCAGAGCCCCGCCCACAAGCCGGGGGGCGGGGUGAAGAAAGUGACUGGCGUCGGCGGGACCACCUAUGAGAUUUCAGUCUGAGUUUGGCGGGUGGCUACUCUGACUAAUGGCGUCAGGCGUUGAAGGUGAAGGAGGGGUCAGAGAUUGACUGAUGAUAUUUCUGCCUCUCGGACCCUUCAGGAGAGGAAAGCUUUUAAUACACAGACGUUUUAAAAGUUGGGUGAUGAGGAAGAGUGAAACGACAGACUUUUCUUGCUCUUCUUCCAAAUGCGAUGGACUCCGGACUUCCUCUCUCAUUCAGAGACCUCCAGUCAAGGAACUACAGAACUAUUCGGGAGGAAGUUGUUUAACCAAUCACAUUCAAGAACACAACACACCAUUAUGACAUGGUGGGCUUACGGGCCCAGCGAGCCAAUCAUAAGAGGCAGGACUCUUUGACAAUCCACCAAUUUCUGGGCAGAUUGAACUCUGUGGGAAUGAUUGACUGACAGUUACAACUGGGUUUGCCUUUAUUGGAUAAAACAAGGAAGAUCAACAUGGCUGCGUAUACACAGGCAGCUCAAUUCUGAUAUUUUUUUGACCAAUCAGAUCAGCUCUUAGAAAGUAAAAGGAUCUGAUCUGAUUGGGAAAAAUACAUCUGGAUUGGGCUGCUUGUAAAAACAGCCAAUAUUUUAAAGAGAAAAACAAAUGUUCUUUCAUUCAUAAAUAUGUAAUGAUUCAUUCUCUGUACAGAAUUAUAUGGUUUGGAAUUGAUGGUGAUUUCCUCCAAUCAGUGGCAUUUAAAGGUGACUGUGGCAUGCACCGGCCACUAUGGGCCACUGUGAUUGGCUAGUGAUCACGCUGCCAUUCUCUCGCGACCAAUCAGAAAUGGAGAUGCUAAACUGUAGUAGACAGCAGGAUCAUUGGUGGAGUUAGUUUUUGGCCUGGCCUGGUUCCCCGGGUGGGCGGAGAUUUCACUUAAGGACCAAUGGAAUGAUAAAAAAUAAGAAACUCGACCAGUGACACAAUCAUCGGGUCUGUACUAAAGAUGGAGCAGCCUUUUCUAAACAAACUUUGGAGCAACGGCCUUGAUAAUCAAGGUGUUUUUUUUAUUUUACUUAUUUAAUUUCAAAAUGUUAUUUUAUAUGAAUUUAUAUAUAGCUGUUGAUAAGAUUUUUUUUUUUUUACGGGCUGAUAUAGGGUUUUUCUGGUUUGAGUUAAUGUCAGAAUUAUAACCAAACAGGAAAGAAAAUGUUGCCGCGAUCAAGUGCUUGUCGGAACUUGGGACAUUUCUGACUUAUUAACUGGUUUUAGUUAAACACGUGCCACGUUCAACCAGUUAGCAAGUUGAAAAUGUCAGUUUCCUAGUUCCGACGAGCACUGGAAUGCGGCUAAUUUGGAUUGAUGGCUGCACCAGCCAAUCAGAGGCUGAGUUUUGAGUAUUCAGCCAAAGAGAGGAGCUGGACAAUGAUAUAGUUCAGCCAAUGGGAAACAAUGUAUUUGAUAAAAGAAGGCGAUGUAGCAUUUUUAAAGUCCUUUGAUACACAGUAACCACUCGACUUCUCUUGGGGCAUAUUUCAGAAAUACCCUGCUGUACUUUCUGAUUGUUUACUUCUGAGCUUUGUAAUGGGUGUGUCUGAAAUGGAACCCUAUUCACUAUAUAGUGCACUACUUUUUGACCAGGGCCUAAAAGACUCUGGUCAAAAGCAGUGCACUAUGUAGGGAAUAGAAUGCCAUAACACACACCCAAUGUUUUGUUUUAUUGGUCCGGAUACUGACAUCUCUGGUUGCAGUCCACUAGCUGACCUAUUGAGAAACUAGCGAGGAUCACAUGCUUUGGCGCGACCAAUCCAGAGAGAGCAAGAGAUUCAUAUCAACCUACUCUUUUAUUCGUUAAUGGUUUAAACCAAUGAUGAGCAGCUGAAAGUCAGUAACAUCCUUUUUUAUAUUUAAUUUGUACUUUUCUUUUUUUUUUUUGCAAGAUUUUAAGACAAUUUACAGGGCAUUGCUUUAGACAGACAGCUUGUUUGACCAGUCAGGAGCGUAGAAUGAAACAAAAUGGUCUAGGACAAAAAAAAGCACGUCGCCCAAUAUGUUUGACUGCCAUCAGGAACAGCCAAUGCCCUUACAGAUGAUGUUUAGACAAGUACAGGCCCUGGACUUGGGUGUUUUGAAAUAAAUAAAAUUGAAAAAGCA
This is a messenger RNA of Oncorhynchus keta (chum salmon), 7588 nucleotides long. Its product is annotated as palmitoyltransferase ZDHHC5-A-like. The record is from RefSeq and is a predicted model, not a curated record. Gene Ontology annotation, biological process: protein palmitoylation. NCBI's taxonomy places the organism in Eukaryota, Metazoa, Chordata, Actinopteri, Salmoniformes, Salmonidae. Gene Ontology annotation, molecular function: palmitoyltransferase activity.